AUGACGGCAACCAGCCUGGUCAUGCAAAACAGACGGAGCAAAGCCUCUGGGAAACCUCCUCUGCGGUUACCCAUCAUUGCCCCCAAGGAAGAUCUUUUCGAUGCCUUGGCCAAGUCCGAAAAGGCAUUGAUCGCUCCACCGCGCAUCCGCUUGCCUCCCCGAUCUCGUACCGGUUGUUGGACAUGCCGAAGUCGAAAGGUCAAAUGUGAUGAAGGACACCCGCAAUGUAAUCAAUGUACACGUCUAGGCCAUACUUGCGAUUAUCGCCCUCGGCUAGCCUUUCGUGAUGAUACCCCUCGUAUCAUGGGCCGCAUGGCCGAUGUUAAGACAAAUGGCCAUGUCGUUUGGGAUCUCACUUCGCCGAGUUCCAAUGAUGAGAGAACCGAUUAUUUCUCGUCCGGGGAUUCACUCCCGCCCUUUUCCCUGCUCACUUCGGACGAAGAGCGCGAAAAGAAAGCAGAGGCCUUUAGUCCCGGCACGUACCAUGUCGUCAUGACACCAGACAGUUUCUCCUCGCUGCCUGAAUAUGCAGACGAUACAAUUGAGAAAGCUAGAUCAAAUCCUAGCGAGUGUAGGAGCUCUGUGGCUAGUAGCCCCACGAGCGCGGCCAAGGGCGACUCCAGUGUCCGAGGUGAAGAUCCCAAUGUGGUGAUUUUGAAGACUUUCGAAGAUGCCACGAGACGCUCGCCGUCGAAUGGGAAGAUCUCGAGGAUCUCGCCAACAUCGGAGAUCUCAGAUCCUUUCUGCAAUCUGUCUCUCUCGCCAGAUUUCACUUCGCUUCCUUCGCCUGAUGUCAAGGUAGAGGAGAUGACUUUCUUGCAUCCGCGUCUCGAUCAGCAAAAUAGUCAGGAUUCUACGAUCUUUUCCCAUUUCCGUCAGGUCGUAUGGCGGCAGUUGUUCCCUCAUGACCAUAGGCUUGAUGAUUCUUCUGGAUCUGAUAGUCAUUUUAUGACUCUUAGCAUGGACUUCCUAGAGCAGGAAGCCACUCGUUUCCCUCCUCUUUCCCACGCUAUGAUGGCUGUAUCGGCCCUUAGUCUUUCGCACAGCGGCACAGGUCACAAUGUCGAUGCGCUACAAUAUUAUCAGCAAGCUUUUCCCUCGCUCCAGGUCAGUCUACGGAAUAACGAUGAUCUCGUUUCCGACGGACUGUUCCUCACCCACUUCCUGCUUCUGAUCUACGAGAUCGCAGCUGCCGAGCCACACGGCUCGAACCUCUGGUCUCACCAUAUCUCCCGCCUCCUUCACAUCGCGUUCCUUCGACGGGCCAAGUACGGCCAAGAACCCCACCCAUUUAUCCUUUGGUGGGUGUGCCACAUUGACUUGUACGCCCUCUUCAGUGGAGCAGGGACCGGAGAGUUUGUACAAGCUGUCAUCGACCACCAGAUGCUUCCAGGCUCUGAGUGUCUUCUCUAUCCUUCUGCCCCAGAGGGCUACAGUGUGAUUUACUCCGAUGAACAUGAGAGCUUACCGGUGAUUAUGCGUCUGUACCACGACACAUUCCGGCUUGCCGCUCAACUUGGCUUCUUGGCUACUCGGCUUCGUCAUGAUAAACGGAACGUCCCCUUUGCAGAGUUCGAUAAGAGAUCCCAGGAAUUAAGCGAUCUGCGUCAGGCUUUCGGAAGACUGUGGGAAUCACCCGAUGUCGCUUUCUUACAUCAACACCAGGAUAACCUCCCGCGACGGUCUCGGGAAAUCAUGCAGCAGUCUGCUACACUGUACCAUGCUUGUCAACUCUUUUCCUAUAGCAGCAUGUGGCCCGGACAACGUGUCGAGUCGGAUUUCUCCCCAGACGGCGAAAUCGACCACCACGUAACGGAGAUCCUACGCUUAGCCGAGCGAACUACACACACUCGACGCGCUGAUCGACACUUCCUCGUCUUCCCCUUAUUCCUAGCAGGUGCUACGGCAUCGGAGAGUGGAUUGAAGAUGAUGGCGAUGGAAUUGAUGACUAGCAUGGAAGACGAGGAAGAUGGUAUGGGUCGCAAUGCAGCUACCACCCGUGCUAUCCUGCAGAUUGUCUAUGAGCGGCAGUUGGAGCGACUCAUGCAUGUGGGUCAUACAUUUGAUGUGGAUUGGUCUGACCUUAUGGCUCAGGAGGGACUUCAAAUGGUCAAUUUCGGGUUUUGA
Molecule: messenger RNA, 2127 nt
Organism: Penicillium crustosum
Lineage: Eukaryota; Fungi; Ascomycota; Eurotiomycetes; Eurotiales; Aspergillaceae
Product: Zn(II)2Cys6 transcription factor
Exons: 9
Coding region: 1-2127 (708 amino acids)
Biological process (GO): positive regulation of transcription by RNA polymerase II
Cellular component (GO): nucleus
Molecular function (GO): DNA-binding transcription factor activity, RNA polymerase II-specific; transcription cis-regulatory region binding; zinc ion binding
Source: RefSeq, a predicted model, not a curated record